Molecule: messenger RNA, 975 nt
Organism: Fusarium fujikuroi IMI 58289
Lineage: Eukaryota; Fungi; Ascomycota; Sordariomycetes; Hypocreales; Nectriaceae
Product: probable serine/threonine protein phosphatase PP1
Exons: 4
Coding region: 1-975 (324 amino acids)
Cellular component (GO): nucleus; cytoplasm
Molecular function (GO): protein serine/threonine phosphatase activity
Source: RefSeq, a predicted model, not a curated record
AUGGCAGACCAACACGAGGUCGAUCUCGACUCUAUAAUCGACAGGCUACUCGAGGUACGAGGCAGCCGACCUGGCAAGCAAGUUCAGCUACUUGAGGCCGAGAUCCGUUAUCUCUGUACCAAGGCUCGUGAGAUCUUCAUCUCUCAGCCCAUCCUCCUCGAACUCGAGGCUCCAAUUAAGAUCUGCGGUGAUAUCCACGGACAGUACUACGAUCUCCUCCGACUCUUCGAGUACGGUGGCUUCCCUCCCGAGGCCAACUACCUCUUCCUCGGUGACUACGUCGACCGAGGUAAGCAGUCUCUUGAGACUAUUUGCUUGCUCCUUGCCUACAAGAUCAAGUACCCCGAAAACUUCUUCAUCCUCCGAGGUAAUCACGAGUGCGCCUCUAUCAACCGAAUCUAUGGCUUCUACGACGAGUGCAAGCGUCGCUACAACAUCAAGCUUUGGAAGACCUUCACCGAUUGCUUCAACUGCCUUCCUAUCGCCGCUAUCAUCGACGAGAAGAUUUUUACCAUGCACGGUGGCCUCAGCCCUGACCUCAACUCUAUGGAGCAAAUUCGCCGUGUCAUGCGACCUACUGAUAUCCCUGACUGCGGUCUUCUUUGCGAUCUCUUGUGGUCUGAUCCAGAUAAGGAUAUUACUGGCUGGAGCGAAAACGACCGUGGUGUCUCAUUCACAUUCGGUCCCGAUGUUGUCUCGCGCUUCCUGCAGAAACAUGAUAUGGACCUGAUCUGCCGAGCUCAUCAGGUUGUUGAGGACGGCUAUGAAUUCUUCUCCAAGCGCCAGCUGGUCACGCUAUUCAGUGCGCCCAACUACUGUGGUGAAUUUGACAACGCUGGUGCGAUGAUGAGUGUUGACGAGAGCUUGCUGUGUUCUUUUCAGAUCUUGAAACCCGCUGAAAAGAAGCAAAAGUAUGUUCCAACCACUCUUGGCAGCACUAGCUCGCCAAUCAACUCCCCUUGCAAGAAUAUUUGA